Knipowitschia caucasica is the source of this 660-nucleotide messenger RNA. The record is from the annotation of a GenBank genome assembly. Lineage: Eukaryota; Metazoa; Chordata; Actinopteri; Gobiiformes; Gobiidae.
AUGGCCAGCUGCAUGUCUUUGCUUUUUGUUUUUUUCUCUCUGCAGCUGCACCUGUUGUGUGCCGUCACUCCGCCUGACUUCUUCUGUGCACUGAAACAAGAGGCUGUGACAAAGACUUGCAGAAAACCCACUACCCAGGGGAGUUCCAGGGCAGAAAUAUAUGCUACUCGAAAACUGGAGGAGGAAAUGGCUUCAGUACCUUUGCAAAUAAAAGCAGAGCCCAAUGUUAUGGCCAGAGAGACAAGUUUCAGUAGAUCAACAUCAGUGCCACAACAUGUGUCCUACCAGAAUGAAAGUCCAACAGAAGUCCCUUGGGAGAGUGUGACGCUGAACCGCUGUCUAUUCAUAGCAAUUACAAUCCUUGUGCUCACCUCUGGAUUUCAAAGACUUCAUGAAGCUUUGCAUGGCCAGAAAGCACCCCUUGAUGAGGAUGAAAGGCAAAUUAUGAGAAGAUAUGGAGCACUCAGACAUCGGACAGAGCCUGAGACAACCUUAUGGGAGGUAAUGUUAUCCUGGCUGCCAGACCUUGAUGAUGAGGAUGAAGUAAAAUUAAGGAAACGGAAACCAAAGAAACGAAGAGUUGUAAAAACGUUGAGUAAUCUUCGGAACCGACCACUCCCUGAUAAAUUAUUAAGACAAAAAGAGCAAAAUUCAAGCUAA